Molecule: messenger RNA, 837 nt
Organism: Medicago truncatula (barrel medic)
Lineage: Eukaryota; Viridiplantae; Streptophyta; Magnoliopsida; Fabales; Fabaceae
Product: non-specific lipid transfer protein GPI-anchored 31
Exons: 3
Coding region: 65-637 (190 amino acids)
Biological process (GO): lipid transport
Molecular function (GO): lipid binding
Source: RefSeq, a predicted model, not a curated record
AAGAUCUCACAUUUUCUUUCACUCUCACAAACCCUUCAUUAUCUCUCUCUCUCUUUCUCCAAAAAUGGCAUCAAAACUCUCACUCAUUCUCUUUGUUCUAGCAAUAUGGACCCUUGAUUCAUCUCAAGGAGCUUUAACUCAUCAAGCUCCAGCACCAUCAGUUGACUGCACAAACCUUGUCUUAACAAUGGCUGAUUGUUUGUCCUUUGUAACAAACGGUAGCACAACAACAAAACCAGAAGGAACUUGCUGUUCUGGUUUGAAAUCUGUGCUCAAAACUGCUCCUUCUUGUCUCUGUGAGGCUUUCAAGAGUAGUGCUCAGUUUGGUGUUGUCUUGAAUGUUACCAAAGCUACUUCUCUUCCUGCUGCAUGCAAAGUCUCUGCUCCUUCUGCUACUAAAUGUGGAUUGUCUGAAGUGACUGAAGCACCUGCUUCUGCUCCUGCUGGAGGUCUCUCUCCACAAUCAUCUACAGCUUCUCCAACAUCUUCUGGUGCAGCUUCAGGUUUGAAUGGUCCUGUAAGUGAACUAUCUCCAGUUCCAGCACCAUCUCCAGGGAAUACAGCUUCAGGACUAUUCCCAAUUUCAAUGGGAUCCUUACUUGUUUGCUUAUUGGUGGCUACAAUGUCACUUUUUUAGAUUGAUUUUCAUCAUUUCAUUUUGAGAUCAGAGGAUGACAUGAGGGUUAUUUUGAUGCUUCUUUGAGUUUUACCAUUAGAUUACUUCUCAUUAUGUGUGUGACUUAUUAGUAGAUACAAUUCAUUCUAGGAGUGACUCAAACUUAUUUUAAGCUUGUACCCUCUCUCUUUAUUAUAUAUGUUAUAUUAUAUAUAAGUCUA